AUGGACGUGACACCGGAGCAGGUGCGCCGCAUGGAAGAGGCUCGCCUGAGAGCAAAGGCACUGCAAACACAACGGGAUGUAGUACCGCCUGUUACCGCCAGCCGCAAAACAAGCUAUCCUGUCUCUACAACCGGCUUAAAGCGACCACAUUCCGCCAUCUCCUCCAACAUAGAUUCCGUCCGCGACGCGCGCGGUAAACCGAGCAGUAACAAUGGCUUGGCCGCUGCUCCGGACACGGGGAUUCGUGCGGCGAGGAACUUCCAGAAGUUCGUGGAGUAUGACUUCAGUAAGAUGACAGACACGAAAGGUGGCUUCAUGACGGCGGAAGAUGAUCCCUACAACAAGGCGCUACAUGCGCCCGAGGCGGAUGGUAAGCCAGCGAACAUGAGUUUGAAGGAAUGGGAGAGGCAGCAACUACAGCGACGUCUGCGAGAGCAGCGAGUGGGCCCAUACGAGCCUGGACUGUCUGUUCUGGAUAAGCGAGAGAUUACAAAGAAGUGCCGGGAAUGCGGCAGUCUGGAGAUAGACUGGCAGUGGGACGAAGCCUUACGUUGCCAGAUAUGCCAUACCUGCAAAGAGAAGUAUCCAGAGAAGUACAGCCUUCUGACCAAAAGCGAAGCCAGAGAGGACUAUCUCCUUACCGAUCCCGAACUCCGAGACGAAACGCUUCUGCCGCAUCUGGAGAAGCCGAACCCGCACAAGAGUACUUGGCACAAUAUGAUGCUGUACGUGCGGUAUCAGGUUGAACAGUAUGCGUUUAGUGACAAGAAGUGGGGUUCUGCCGAAGCGCUUGAUGAGGAGUUCGACAAGCGGCAACGAGAGACGAAAGAACGCAAAGAAAAGAAGUUUCGGAACAAGCUGAAUGAAUUGAAGAAGCGGACGAGGGUCGACGCCUACAAGCGCGCAAGAGGUGGCGGAGGUGGCGAGUUCGGCGACACGAUAGGUAAUGGGAAGCAUGAGCAUGAAUGGGGCCGCCCUGUCGACGAUCCAGGAACUGGUAUGACGAAGAAGCGGUGUAUUGAAUGUGGCAUGGAGGUUGAGGAGCUGGAGUUCUGA
This is a messenger RNA of Baudoinia panamericana UAMH 10762, 1056 nucleotides long. RefSeq lists its product as uncharacterized. The coding region runs from base 1 to 1056 and encodes 351 amino acids. Gene Ontology annotation, cellular component: nucleotide-excision repair factor 1 complex. Gene Ontology annotation, biological process: UV-damage excision repair; base-excision repair; nucleotide-excision repair involved in interstrand cross-link repair. Gene Ontology annotation, molecular function: damaged DNA binding. Lineage: Eukaryota; Fungi; Ascomycota; Dothideomycetes; Mycosphaerellales; Teratosphaeriaceae. The transcript has a single exon. The record is from RefSeq and is a predicted model, not a curated record.